Molecule: messenger RNA, 822 nt
Organism: Pocillopora damicornis (cauliflower coral)
Lineage: Eukaryota; Metazoa; Cnidaria; Anthozoa; Scleractinia; Pocilloporidae
Product: dynactin subunit 3
Biological process (GO): cytoskeleton-dependent cytokinesis
Cellular component (GO): dynactin complex
Source: RefSeq, a predicted model, not a curated record
UCUCUCACCAAUAAACAAAUAUGGCUGCCAAGGAACAAGGAGCGGCAGUAGAUUGUCUUGAAAAACGAAUUUCUGACUUGGAAAGACGGAUCUUUACCAGUGAAAAAGACGUCCUAAGUCUUAAAGGGUCAUCGUGUUUGGGAACUUUGAACAAUGUUCAGAAAAAUCUCGAUAGAAUUGGAUCAAAACAUGCUAAAAUAGCAGCAGUGUGGAAGAAAGUUAAGGAGCUGGAGAAAUUUCUCUCUCCUGAGUUUUUGGAAGAGGCAACACUAACAGAUGAUGCUAAAGCUGACAUAAUCAUAGCAGGUGAGGGCCAGCUAAAGGUAUGUGCUGAUCAGCUUCGGCAAGUUGAAGAUUUGAAAAAGGUUGUGACCACAGAACCCAUUAAAGAUUUGCCUACUUGGUCUGCCAAACUGCAACCACUGGUAGAACUUCAUAUUCAGCAAAAGGAAGAAUUUGAUGUGACUGAUGAAAGAUUACAUAAUCUUCUAGCUGCUUACAAUAAAAUUAUAAAUCUCCUUUCAAAACAGUUUGUUCAGUGGGACAGUGCACUGACUCAAAUUGAACAAGCCAUGGAAGUGAAACCAGCUGACUAGCCUCACAACUUAUAUUCAAACAGAAUAAUGAAGAAAAUAUUUAAGGGAUUUUGGAAGUUAUUGUCUUAAUAAACUUAACAUAUAUUGUAAAACUAGGAAAGGUGAUUCUCUAUUGAUUUGAUGGUAUAGAACAAAGGCUGAAAUGUUGCCAAGACAUGGCUUUUUAAUUUGGUCUUUGUGUGUUUGGUAUCUUUUAUAAAUAAAAAUUUGGAAUCAAUACAGUUCA